AAAGUGGUUAGUAUUGGUAUUUUUAAUUUUGUAAAACUUAAUGUCCGUAUUCGAAACUGUAUUAUUAUAUAUACACAAAAAGUAUCAAGCAUGAAGCCACACAUUCCCCUUCAUCUCCAUUUCUCACACUUAAAAAGGCUUAAGAAAGAACAAUGGCGAAAAAGUUGGAUGCUCAAGGUGGCCGCGGAGGAGAGCUAUGGGACGAUGGUGGUGUUUAUGAGAACGUCAAGAAAGUGUAUGUCGGUCAAGGUGACUCUGGUGUGGUUUACGUCAAGUUUGAUUACGAGAAAGACGGCAAGAUCGUAUCACUCGAACAUGGGAAGAAGACACUUCUUGAUCCAGAGGAGUUUGAGCUUGAUCCAGAAGAUUACAUCACAUCCGUGAAAGUGUACUACGAAAAGCUCUUUGGAACGCCAGUGGAGAUCAUCACGGCUCUUAUCUUCAAAACAUUCAAAGGCAAAGUUUCUCAGCCUUUUGGAUUAGCUUCUGGAACAGAAGCCGAGCUUGGAGGUGGCAAGAUCGUCGGAUUCCAUGGAAGUUCCAGUGAUGCUAUUCAUUCCCUGGGGGCUUAUAUAACACCGCCAACUACUCCGGUGACUCCACCGGCGUCAGGUGGUCCGACCAAGCUGGAAGCUCAAGGUGGUCGUGGAGGAGAGUUAUGGGACGAUGGUGGUGCUUAUGAGAAUGUCAAGAAAGUGUAUGUUGGACAAGGUGACUCUGGUGUGGUUUAUGUCAAGUUUGAUUAUGAGAAAGAUGGGAAGAUUGUAUCACUCGAACAUGGUAAAAAGACGUUACUUGACCCAGAGGAGUUUGAGCUUGAUUCAGAUGAUUACAUAACAUCUGUAAAAGUUUACUACGAGAAACUCUUUGGAACACCAACAGAGAUCAUCACCGCUCUUAUCUUCAAGACAUUCAAGGGAAAAGUUUCUCAGCCGUUUGGAAUGGCCUCUGGACAAGAAGCAGAGCUAGGAGGUGGCAAAAUCGUUGGAUUCCAUGGAAGUGCAAGCGACGUGAUCCACUCUCUUGGAGUUUAUAUUGCUCCUACGUCAACACCAGUGACUCCCGUCGAUACUAUUCCAGCACAAGGUGGAGACGCUGGAGUUAAGUGGGACGAUGGUGUUCAUGAUGAUGUGAAGAAGAUAUAUGUAGGACAAGGUGACUCUUGUGUGACUUAUUUCGAGGCUGAGUAUGUAAAUGCUUCAAAGCCUGUCCUUGGAAGUGUUCACGGGAAGAAGUCAUUGCUUGAUGCUGAAGAGUUUGUGCUUGAAGAUGGUGAAUAUCUCACAGGUGUGAUAGGCUACUAUGACAAGAUUUAUGGUGUCGAUGCACCGGCCAUCAUCUGUCUUAAAUUCAAGACAAACAAGAGAAUUUCUGACCCGUAUGGAAUGGACUCAGGAACUGAAUUCGUGCUGGAGAAGAAAGACCACAAGGUCGUUGGGUUCUAUGGACAAUCUGGUGAGUUUCUUUACAAGAUCGGAGUUAGAGUGGCGCCCAUAGCCAACUGAUGCAGAACCAAUCUUAUAUUGUGUAUGAAUAAGAUUAUCAUGUGAACUUAUGGAGUUGCAUGGUCUAUUGUUGUUGUUUUUGGUUUGUCUUAUAUCUUAAUGUACGUUUGUCUUGUCUAUUGGCUAUCUAAAUAAAGGAGGGUUCUUCUAUUGUUAUUUUAAUAAACCCAUGUGUGUCUU
Raphanus sativus (radish) is the source of this 1685-nucleotide messenger RNA. Its product is annotated as jacalin-related lectin 35. The transcript has 5 exons. The record is from RefSeq and is a predicted model, not a curated record. Gene Ontology annotation, molecular function: carbohydrate binding. The coding region runs from base 153 to 1505 and encodes 450 amino acids. NCBI's taxonomy places the organism in Eukaryota, Viridiplantae, Streptophyta, Magnoliopsida, Brassicales, Brassicaceae.